Prorocentrum cordatum is the source of this 192-nucleotide messenger RNA. The record is from the annotation of a GenBank genome assembly. NCBI's taxonomy places the organism in Eukaryota, Dinophyceae, Prorocentrales, Prorocentraceae.
GACGAGGAGGUCCCCGUCGAAGACGAGGCCGCCGACGCUGAGGAGGGCGGCGGCGCGGAGGAGGACCUGGGCCCGCCGAUGAUACGCGAGGCCUGGAACAAGAAGGUGGUUAAUCUCCGCCAGAAGCUGAAGAGCGUUGAAGACGCGGAUCGCUUUAUCUCGCAGUUGAGGGACACUAUCGAGAAGGGGAAG